This is a messenger RNA of Penicillium angulare, 3882 nucleotides long. It is a transcript of the gene sec31, whose product is annotated as putative protein transport protein (SEC31). Gene Ontology annotation, biological process: COPII-coated vesicle cargo loading; endoplasmic reticulum organization; intracellular protein transport. The record is from RefSeq and is a predicted model, not a curated record. Gene Ontology annotation, cellular component: endoplasmic reticulum exit site; COPII vesicle coat. The coding region runs from base 1 to 3882 and encodes 1293 amino acids. Gene Ontology annotation, molecular function: structural molecule activity; protein binding. The transcript is spliced from 5 exons. NCBI's taxonomy places the organism in Eukaryota, Fungi, Ascomycota, Eurotiomycetes, Eurotiales, Aspergillaceae.
AUGGUCCGUCUGCGGGAAAUCCCAAGGACGGCCACCUUUGCCUGGUCUCCUGGUGCCGCAUCUCCAUUGAUUGCCACCGGAACGAGGGCGGGUGCCGUCGACGUUGACUUCUCGAACAAGACUUGCCUUGAGCUUUGGGACCUUGGUCUAGACCGCCAGGACGCUAGCGAGGAGCUACAACCGCUAGCUAAGAUCGAAACCGAUGCUGGUUUCAACGACCUAGCAUGGACCGAUUUCGACGAUACCAAGCGUGGCGUGAUUGCGGGUGGUCUGGAGAAUGGCUCAUUGGAUCUGUGGAGCGCCGAUAAGCUGCUUUCAGGAUCAAGUGAUUCCUUGAUGUCAAGGACUUCGAAACACUCCGGCGCCAUCAAGGCUCUCCAAUUUAACCCCAAGCACUCCAACCUUCUUGCUACCGGUGGCGCGAAAGGCGAGCUGUUCCUCUCCGAUCUGAACAAUCUCGAGAACCCAUUUCGUCUGGGCAACAAUGCGGCCCGCACAGAUGAUAUCGAGUGCUUGGACUGGAACAAGAAGGUCGCUCACAUUCUGGUUACUGGUAGCAGUGCUGGAUUUGUGACCGUCUGGGAUGUCAAAACUAAGAAGGAAAGCUUGACCCUUAACAACAUGGGACGGAAGGCCGUUAGUGCAGUCGCAUGGGACCCCGAGAAGCCUACCAAGCUGAUCACAUCGACACCUCUUGACUCAGACCCUAUGAUCUACGUUUGGGAUCUGCGUAACUCCCACGCCCCAGAACGUACCCUGAAGGGCCACGAAUCCGGUGUGCUAUCGCUCUCUUGGUGUGACCAUGACCCCGAUCUCCUCCUGUCUUCUGGCAAAGAUAACCGCAACAUCUGCUGGAACCCACAGACCGGCCAGGCAUACGGCGAAUUCCCUGUUGUUACCAACUGGACCUUCCAGACUCGUUGGAACCCGCACAAUCCCAACUUCUUCGCCACUGCCUCGUUCGAUGGCAAGAUCUCGGUCCAGACCCUCCAGAACACCAAGACGGAUAGUGCACAGGCCAUCGACGAUCAGAAUCAAGCUUUGGACGGCGAGGAUUUCUUCGCCAAGGCACAGACACAACCCCAAGUCUCCAAGUUCUCUCUUCCUAAGCCUCCUCGUUGGUUAGAGCGUCCAUGUGGUGCCUCGUUCGGAUUUGGUGGUCGUGUUGUAUCUAUUGGCCUUGCUGACAAUGGUUCUCGCGCAUCAAAGAUCAAGAUCACUCCCUUCGAGGUUGAUGAGAGCGUUGGCAAUGCGACGGAAACUUUCGAGGCAGCUUUGAAGGAAGGUGACCUCCGAACUCUCUGCGAGACUCGUGCCACCAGUGCCGCGAAUGAGGAAGAGAAGGCCGACUGGAAGGUCAUUGAGGCCCUCCUCUCCGAAAACCCUAGAAAGGGCCUAGUCGAGUAUCUGGGCUUCCAGGACCAGUCUGCUGACGAAGCUGCCGACAGCUUGUCCAAGCUAGGUCUGGAUAAGAAGGAUGACGAGGAAACCAACGGAGCUCCUCAAAAGCCAAAGAAUGGAGCGAAGAAGCACAAGCGUCUUCAAUCUAUGUUCGAUGCCACUCCUGAUAGUGAUAACUUCCUUUCGGAUCUUGCUGCUUCAAAGGGUGCCCGCACCAACAACCCGUUCCAGAUCUUUAAUGGCUCUGAGAGCGAGGCUGAGCAGAAGAUCACUCGCUCGUUGCUUCUCGGUGAAUUCGACAAGGCUCUGGAUGUGGCUCUUCAGGAGGACCGCAUGUCCGAUGCCUUCAUGAUUGCUAUCUGUGGCGGUCAGAAGUGCAUCGAGAAGGCCCAGGAGUACUACUUCUCCAAGCAGACUGGUGGACCUAACUACAUGCGUCUGCUUGCCUCGAUCGUAGGGAAGAAUCUUUGGGACGUUGUGCAUAAUGCUGAACUUUCCAACUGGAAGGAGGUUAUGGCGGCUCUGUGCACAUUCGCUGACCAGAAAGAGUUCCCUGAUCUUUGUGACGCUCUCGGAGACCGUCUUGAAGAACUCGUCCGGGGUACUGAUGAUAAGGUUGUUCGUAAAGAUGCUUCAUUCUGCUAUCUUGCUGGCUCUAAGCUUGAGAAGGUUGUCGCCAUCUGGGUCGAAGAGUUGCGUGAGAAUGAACAAAAGGGCAUUGAGAACAAUGACGACAACUCAUCUUUCUCUAUCCACGUUCGUGCUCUGCAAGGUCUGAUCGAGAAGGUCACCAUUUUCCGCCAAGUCACCAACUUCCAGGAUGUGGAGCGGACCAAGGAGUCCGAUUGGCGCCUGGGAACAUUGUACGAGAAGUAUAUUGAGUAUGCCGAUGUUGUGGCUACCCACGGCCGUCUUCAGGUCGCUCAAAAGUACCUCGACCUCGUACCUGAGAAGCACCCCGAAGCCGAGGUCGCUCGCAACCGUAUCAGACUUGCUAUGAGACAAGCACCGCAGAAAGCCCAGCCUGCUACAACAGCAAGAUCAUCUAGCUUCAAGCCCCUCCCCCAACAGCCUAGUGCCUACGCGCCGCAACAAACAUUUACCCCAGCGGGAGCAGCAGCUGUUUCACAGAACCCGUACGCUCCAACUCAGCCUCCGGUCCAGGGGUUUGCUCCUCAAUCAGCAACUCCCGCCGUUCAGCAGCCACCUGUGAAUCCCUACGCUCCUCAGACUACUGCGCCAUCCCAGCCUGCCAACCCAUAUGCCUCUAUUGCUAGUGGCGGUGCUUAUAACCGGACCGGGUACCAGCCCGCUCAGGCUGUUGCUCCAGCUUACGCCCCGCAAGGACCUUUCGGUGGACAGCCUGCAGCUGGCGGAGUACCUCCUCCACCCCGUGCAUCUAACCAAUCGCCGGCUAAUAAUAUAACUACCUACACAACUGCUACUGGGCUUCCUGCGUGGAAUGACCUGCCCGAGGGCUUUGCCAAGCCUGCAUCUCGUCGCGGCACCCCUGCUGCAUCUCAGGCUGCUAUUAGCGCACCGUUUCCCCACCAGUCUCCUCCCUUGGCUCAAGGCCCUCCGCCGGCGGCUGGCCAACGUGCGCCAUCUGUCCCUCCUCCACCCAAGGCUGGAAGUCUUCCACAGCGUGUGACAUCUCCUCUGGCUUCAAACGUCGCCCCUGGUCCUUCUCCCCCACCGCCUGUUAACCCAUAUGCAUCUCUCCCUGGAUCCCCACCGGUGGGUAACAUGGCUCCUCCUGCUGCCUCUAUCCCCCGGGGGCCCUCGCCUUACAACGCUCCGCCAAGCAUGCCCCCACCAACAAAUAGGUAUGCACCCAGCCCGGCAGCUCAGGCUCCGGCCCCGCAGUUGCAGGCUCGAGCCCCGGUAGCACCGCCUCCGCAGUCCGUCGCCUCGCCGUACGCUUCUCUGGCAGCAGCUCAACCCCCACCGCCCAACCCUUACGCAUCCGCUCCACCACCGCCGGCUGCUGCUGUUCCACCGCCACCUCGGGCUCCGGUUGCUCCUCCGCCCCAAGGUCCUCGCCCUGGAGCAGCUCAGCCUCCCCAGGCAGCUGCCCCUCCUCCUCCAGCGGCACCGAAGUACCCUGCGGGUGAUCGUUCUCACAUCCCUGCCGACGCGUUGCCAAUCUACGAGAUCCUGAACCCUAAGAUUCAAUUCCUCGAGCCUCGCGCCCCCGAGAAGUUCAAGAAACAAACCCAAAGAUCCGCCAACUCAUUGAAUGAGAUUUUCGAUCGCAUCAACAAUGAGUCUUUCAGGCCCGACACCGUAUCGAAGCUAGUCAACCUGGCUCAAGCCGUUGAGGCCCGUCGCUAUGAUGUUGCUACCAAGAUCCACAGUGAUCUGCUAGUCAACAACAAUGAGGAAUUCAACAGCUUGCAGAUCGGUGUGAAAUACCUCAUCCAGAUGUGCUCAGCUACCUGGAGAGCGGAAGAGGCCCCUUCUCAGUCCCAGAUUCUUUAA